AUAAUAUAUCAAUUAAAUUUGAACAUACAACCCUUUUCCUUUCUAUCCCUUUCUCCAUCUUGUCCUUCUCUAUAUAGGGGAAAAACCAAAAACCAAAACAAGUACUUAAUAAACCAUGGAACAAGAGUAUGAUCAUCAACAAGAGCUCCAACUCCUCCCACCACCACCACUACCGCCUCGGCCCGCUCCUUCACGUUCUCUUCCUUGGUUCCACCACCACCGCCGCCGCCGACCACCAUUAUACCCACCUUCUCACCACCAAUUUGAUCAUGAAGAAAAUCUCAAUCAUGGUGUUGGUGGGCCACCUUCACUUGAUUUGAAGCUUUCUAUCAGCUUGGAGCCAGCCGAGCCGACUGAUUUCGAGUCUCUUAAAUGGCAAGCCGCCGAGCAAAUACGGCUAGCCGCCAUUGAAAAGGCGUAUGCAGAACGAGUUAGAGAGUUGACUCGGAAGGAAAUUGAAUUGGCUCACUCCGAGUUUGCUCGAGCUCGGGCUAUGUGGGAUAAAGCUAGAGAAGAAGUUAUAAAGGCUGAAAGACUUAGGGAUAGUGCUACUACUUGCAUGGGAGAAAUCACUUGUCACUCUUGCAGGCAAAGGUUUCGUCCUAGCUAGCUUUAUUUAUUAUUUUAAUUACAUUAUUUUUGUUUUUAAUUUUCAUAAUUAAUUAGGAUUAUAUAUAAUAUCCAAAUCCAAAUUUUUAUUUAAUGUGCAAUAAAAAGUUAUUUUUGUACCCUUUAUUAAUUCAUUCACUCUUAUUUGAUGGUGCAUUUAAUAAUUUAAUAAAUUAAUAUACAUGAAGUUGAUUAUAAACUGUCUCUCGGUGAGAUGACCUCAAAAAGUGGAGUUUAUAUGCUAAGUUUUUAUUAAUUGGGCUAUUUAAUUCAUGUAUGAGUAGCGUCUGACAGAGAAAUCAUCUCAAUUUUGUGUAUUUUUUAUGGUUUAUGUAGUUGGAUUGUGAAUAUGUUAUUUUAGAUAUACUAUUUACAAUAAAUGAUGUUAAACUAUGGCGGAUUUUGAAUCUUAAAUUAAAGGGGUCAAAUUAUUUAUUAAAAAAAAAUUAGGGAGUGUAAGGAAUUUUUGA
This is a messenger RNA of Amaranthus tricolor (Joseph's coat), 1079 nucleotides long. RefSeq names its product protein indeterminate-domain 16-like. The transcript has a single exon. The coding region runs from base 116 to 610 and encodes 164 amino acids. NCBI's taxonomy places the organism in Eukaryota, Viridiplantae, Streptophyta, Magnoliopsida, Caryophyllales, Amaranthaceae. Gene Ontology annotation, biological process: gravitropism. The record is from RefSeq and is a predicted model, not a curated record. Gene Ontology annotation, cellular component: nucleus.